Messenger RNA from Clarias gariepinus (North African catfish), 1504 nucleotides. RefSeq names its product adaptor related protein complex 1 subunit sigma 3b (gene ap1s3b). The record is from RefSeq and is a predicted model, not a curated record. Gene Ontology annotation, cellular component: intracellular membrane-bounded organelle; membrane coat; AP-1 adaptor complex. Gene Ontology annotation, biological process: intracellular protein transport; vesicle-mediated transport. Gene Ontology annotation, molecular function: clathrin-cargo adaptor activity. The transcript is spliced from 5 exons. NCBI's taxonomy places the organism in Eukaryota, Metazoa, Chordata, Actinopteri, Siluriformes, Clariidae. Bases 155 to 619 code for a protein of 154 amino acids.
UUUGAGAUCAGGCUCCGGUCUCGCGCGCAGAGGAGGAGUUCCGCACUUUCUGUUUGAAGCAUUGUGGGAGAGACAGCAAUGAAUCCGGCUGAGCAGCCUGCGGAACCGCGAAUUAACUAACUUAUAACUCUACAAACACACUUUGUUUCACAAAAUGAUGCGUUUCCUGCUGCUCUUCAGUCGCCAGGGUAAGCUACGGCUACAGAAGUGGUUUCUGCCACUUGGUGAGCGAGAGAAGAAGAAGAUCAUACGGGACAUGACCACCAUGGUACUGGCUCGAAAACCACGCACAUGUAACUUCCUGCACUGGAGAGAUCUAAAGAUUGUCUAUAAGAGGUACGCCAGUCUGUAUUUCUGCUGUGGUUUGGAGGACCAGGACAACGAGCUAUUGGCUUUGGAAGUGCUGCAUCGAUAUGUUGAACUGCUUGAUAAGUACUUUGGCAAUGUGUGUGAGCUAGACAUCAUCUUUAACUUUGAGAAGGCGUAUUUCAUUUUGGAUGAGUUUCUAAUGGGGGGAGAAAUACAGGAAACAUCAAAACAAUCUAUCGCUAAAUCCAUCGAGGCUUCAGACAUGCUGCAAGAGACGAUGGAAGAAUACAUGAGCAAGCCGGCCUUUUAGCAGCGUCUCAGAGGAAAGCUGCAUUCAUCAGUGGAACGAAAAGGAAAUUUCUCCCCAUAUAACACUCAACAAACCAUGGCCUCUGGUUACACCUUUAUUUUAGGAGCUAAGAAUAUAUGAAGUUGCUGUUAAAAGUCUGUAUGUGAAGGAAAUCUCUAUACCUAAUACAUAUGGGAGAAACAUUUUCUAUGCUUUUUUAAACAGUAGUUGUUCUGACUUUCUUUAUUAUGUAUUUGGGCAGUGCUUGCCUUUAACACUUUAUACCCUCUUCAGCUCGUUUGUUACUUGAAUAGUUAACUUAAGGCAUUCCAAACAUUACAGACAGAGUAUGGAUUUGGGAUAAUUUGAGUAAAGAACACUGUGCAAGUGUAUUAUCCUUUCUGUUGUUAGUUAUAGAUUUUACAAUGUGGCAGGAAUUUUCACUAUACACAUCCUCUUUACCUGGAUAACAGAUUAAUAGAAUGAUUUGCAAUAAUUCUAUUGAACCUCAAAUUAAUGUAAAGUGCCUACUUUGUAUGUCUCACAUUUUUAAUGAGUAUGUUGGGUCUUAUCAAAGCAGUUGUUUGAAUUUUGAAAAAUGAUUUUAUAUGCUUUGAUCUGAUUACUUUCGAUUAUGCUAUGAUGAUUAAAUAGUAAAAACGUACGCUAAUAAUAGAGACAUUAAAAUGUAUUUUGAUACACCUCAGGUCCACUCGUGUUCUUGUUCCAACCGGAGCUGUCCAAGUGCUGACGUGACGUAAUGCAGUGACGACGAAGGCAGCUCUCCAUUCAGGAUUUCGCAGACUGCUUGGUGAAGAGCGCAAGGCGUAACAUUAUAGUGUAACAUCUGGAUAUGCUUAUUUGAGGGAUCUUUAAAAGCGAUGCGCUCAGAAUCAUCUUAAUGUC